Messenger RNA from Pleuronectes platessa (European plaice), 2360 nucleotides. It is a transcript of the gene cln5, whose product is annotated as CLN5 intracellular trafficking protein. Gene Ontology annotation, cellular component: lysosomal membrane; lysosome. Lineage: Eukaryota; Metazoa; Chordata; Actinopteri; Pleuronectiformes; Pleuronectidae. Bases 40 to 1062 code for a protein of 340 amino acids. The record is from RefSeq and is a predicted model, not a curated record. Gene Ontology annotation, biological process: lysosome organization. The transcript has 4 exons. Gene Ontology annotation, molecular function: hydrolase activity, acting on glycosyl bonds.
AGCACGUGAACGCUGAUGCGGAAGUGAUGGAGAAGUAUCAUGGGAAGUGAGUCGGUUGUGUCUGUAUUAAACAUGUCGGGGUCAGUUGUGUGUUGGUUGAACCUGCUGCUGUUUCUUCAAGUCGGGGCUCAGCUCAGGGACAAUGUCCGGCAGCAGUGGCCGGUUCCCUACAGACGGUUUGACCGCCGGCCUGCUGCCGACUCCUACUGUGAAGCCCUCUUCCCGUUCUGUCCCACCGGAGACGACGACGGACGGAUUCCCUCCAUGAGCGACACUGACGUGAUCUCAGUGUACAGACUGCAAACACCUGUGUGGGAAUUCAAGUACGGAGAUCUGCUGGGGAAAUUGCAUAUCAUGCAUGAUGCCAUCGGGUUCAGCAGCAAAGAGACGGGGGCCAACUACACCAUGGAGUGGUAUGAGCUGUUCCAGCUGGGAAACUGCACCUUCCCUCAGCUGCGACCCGACGUGUUCGCACCUUUCUGGUGCAACCAGGGAGCCGCCUGCUUCUUCGGCGGCAUCGACGACACACACUGGUCACAAAACGGCACAUUGGAGAAGUUGGGAGAAGUAACUGGGGGCCAGUUCAAUGACAUGGCUCAGUGGGUCCAAGACGACAACGAGACCGGGAUCUAUUACGAGACGUGGACAGUCCGCUCUGACCCCGGACCAAAUGCCACCGCGUGGUUCGAGUCUUACGACUGCUCCCAGUUUGUCCACCGCACGUACAGGAAACUCUCUGAGCUCGGAGCCAAACUCUCCAGUCGAUCUCAAACCAACUACACCAAGAUCUACCUGUACAGCGGAGAGCCCAGUUACCUCGGAAACGACAGCGCCAUAUUCAGUCAGCCCGCUCUGAAGAACCUGGCCAUGGACAUCCGUAAGUUUUACCAGAGGUUCCGGCCGCACCAGUCGUUUAUAGACCUCGCCAUCAGUCUACUGGAGGCGUAUAAAAAGGUUGUGCUGGACAAGAGCUUUUACCUCUACUACAACUUUGAGUACUGGCAUCUGCCAAUGAAACCGCCUUAUGUGCAUAUUACAUAUGAAGAGGUGCCUUUGCCUUAACGUACGAAUGAAUCAGUCUAUUAACUAUUUAAAUGAUGGAUUAUUUAAAUAAUUGUCAACGCUCAAAGUAACAUUUUUGAUGAUUAAUGAUGUUCAUCAGCUGAUUUUGCUCAGUUUAAAGUACUCUCUGCAGUUUUCUUGUUAAGAAACAUGUAUUCUGUUGUCAUCCAGUAUUUCUUAACAAAAUGCACUGUAUGUAUCCUCGAGGCUUGUUUACUGUCGUUUCUUCUUCAUAAAUCAUUUGCACACCUCAUGUUUUGAAUGUCUCACACUGUGCUUUCUUCCACACGCUUGUUUGCUGCCUCUCUUGGUGCAUUGCUGAAUUUGAAGGCAACUGUGUCAUAUCCACCAGCUGAUGAAGAAAAUGUGAUAUGGUCUCCAGAACAUCUACUAAAUGGAACUUUUCAUUAGAUUGUCUUUUUAAAUUGGUGGAAACAUUUUUUUUUUUAUGUUUAAUUGGUGACAAACUGACCCUUCACUUACAUCAUCGGUGAAAACGUAAUUAUUUCUGUUCUGUUAUUCAAGAGAGCUUGAAUGCUUUCCUAACUCGCUGCUUUAAAGUAUAUGAGGAUGUUCACCAACAAAACAAGGACUGUUUCACACAUUUUAUCUUCUGGUUUUACGGAUAAAAAAACCCUGCAAUUAUUUUAAAUGUACAAGGAUGUGUCAUAUGGUAAUCAGGUCCAGUUUUCAUAUAAACGUAAAUUAACUUAUUUACACUUGCAUUUUAUGUAGCAUGAUCUUUCUAUUUAAUCAAGCUAAUCAUGUGCACUAUGACGUACUUCAGUGUUUGGAAAAGAAUGAAAUGACAGCUGCAGAGUACAUUCAGAAAUUUUAUUACCGGUAUAAGAUCACAUAUCCAAAACAAUUGUCAUUUCAAGACAGGUGACCAGUAAAGCAAUGUAGACAAAACAUUUGCCAAACAGAAGCAACACUAAAGGACACCAGUUUAUUCCAAAUAAAACUUACCAAAGAAAUCGCAGGACAACUGAUCGAGAAGCGAUAUUAAGACACAACCUCAGCUCGAAGCUGCUGUCAUUAUUGUUAAAUACACUGAAUAAAUUAAUAAAAAUAAUCCAGCGAUAUGUUACUGUACCGUUAAGAUGCGAGAGUACACGAGCAUAGACAAUCAGCACAGGCAUCUACUUCAAUGACCAGACACCCAUACAAUAAUAAACUAUGUUAGAUAUCCUGCAACUUAAGUGUCUCAGUUUGUAGUUUGUGUUACAGUUUAGCUACAUUUAGUGUCUACAUGAGAAUGAUGAAUACAAACGAAUGAAGUCUGGCAGAAGUUGUAA